Molecule: messenger RNA, 3713 nt
Organism: Nycticebus coucang (slow loris)
Lineage: Eukaryota; Metazoa; Chordata; Mammalia; Primates; Lorisidae
Product: polyadenylate-binding protein 1-like 2
Exons: 1
Coding region: 442-1044 (200 amino acids)
Cellular component (GO): cytosol; nucleus; cytoplasmic stress granule
Molecular function (GO): poly(U) RNA binding; mRNA 3'-UTR binding; poly(A) binding
Source: RefSeq, a predicted model, not a curated record
GCGGUGGCGGCGGCGGCUGCGGCGGCGGCGGCGGCGGCGGCGGCUGAGGCUGCUGCGGCGACGGUGGCAGAGGCGGUGGCUGAGGCCUCCGUGGCGGAGGUGGAAGCAGAGGUGGAGGCUGAAGUGGAGGCCGAGACCUCAGUAGAGGAGGCAGCCGCAGAGGCCAUCCUGGGGGAGGAAGAGGCCUCCCUGGCGGGGGAGGAGGUGGAGGCCGCCCAGGCGGCAGCAGUGGUGGCAGUGGCGGAGCCCAGCGCGGCCCAAGCCACCACCGCAGCGGAGGCUGUGGCGCCCCCCUUGGGGGAGGCGAUAUUAGAUGCCGAUGAAGAGGUGGCGGCCGCGGUGGCUGCGGCCCUGGCGGCAGCGGCCGCAGCCGCAGCCGCAGCUGAUGCAGAUGCGGAUGCAGAGACGCGCGGGGGCUGCGAGGGGAACCCAGACUUUCCCAUGGCUUCACUGUACGUGGGCGACCUGCACCCCGAGGUGACCGAGGCCAUGCUGUAUGAGAAGUUCAGCCCAGCCGGGCCCAUUCUCUCCAUACGCAUUUGUAGAGACAAGAUCACCCGCCGAUCAUUAGGCUAUGCGUAUGUCAACUACCAGCAACCGGUGGAUGCCAAGCGAGCCCUGGAGACUCUGAACUUUGAUGUCAUAAAGGGCAGGCCAGUGCGCAUCAUGUGGUCCCAGAGGGACCCCUCACUCCGCAAAAGCGGAGUGGGGAACGUCUUCAUCAAGAACCUGGGCAAGACCAUUGACAACAAGGCGCUGUACAACAUCUUCUCGGCGUUCGGCAACAUCCUCUCCUGCAAAGUGGCCUGCGAUGAAAAGGGGCCCAAGGGCUACGGGUUCGUGCACUUCCAGAAGCAGGAGUCUGCGGAGCGGGCCAUCGAUGCGAUGAAUGGCAUGUUCCUCAACUACCGCAAAAUUUUCGUCGGGAGAUUCAAGUCGCAUAAAGAACGAGAGGCGGAAAGGGGAGCCUGGGCCAAACAGUCGACCAGUGCUGAUGUCAAGGAUUUCGAGGAAGACACCGAUGAGGAGGCCACCUUUCGAUGAAGACAUCCCAGGAGCUAGCCAGCCAGCAGAGCCAAACCUUGGCUCCCGCCCGGUUUACAACCAUCCCCUCCCCACCAACCCACCAGCAGUGUAUUGUAUUGGGAGUGUAGGUCUCUCUAUUCCCACUCCCUCCUCCCUCUUCUUCCCUCCUCUUCUCCCUCUCCUCUUCCCCUCUUCUUUUCCUUCUCUCCCUCUACCCACCCACCACCUCCCUCCCACCAUCCACCCCAGUCCCCUCACCAAGGGCAUUGGGAAUAGUCUUAAUAAUCUGCACCAUUUGUGAGUUAAAACUGCUGCUUCUCCCUGUGGUUUGACUUAAAAAGCAUUUUCGUUCUUUGUUUGUUUACCACACAGGUGAUACAUAUUUCCUGGUAGAAACAUCAGAAAGGAGCUUGAAUUUGAUUUGGGAAAACCAAGAGAAUACUUGAUUACCAUAAUCCUACUACCCAGAGAGAAUUCUUUUACCCUAUUGGUGUGCUGCUUUUCCAGGCUCUCUACUCUCCCUCUCUUGCGCUCCCUUUCUCACCCCCACCCCACCUUCCCUUUUAACACACUGUUAUAGAAUGGUUCAUGUAUGUGGUGUUUCUUAGCCUGCUUUUUCAGCAACUAAAGCCAAACGAAAAUCAACCCAUUGAACUUCUUUCCAUGUUAUUCAACAGGCUUAUGAAACGUCAUCUUCAGUGCCUGCAGAGUGCUCCAGCUUAUCCAUGGACCUUAAUGUUUCUGUAACCUAUCCUGCAUUGUUUGGACAUUCAGGUGGUGCCUGGUUCUUUCCCUGUGUUUAAAACCAACACUGUGUGUGCUCUGAUGAGUGAGUCCUUCCUUGUCAAGCCAAAUCUUUGCUAGUAUCCCAAUGGUUCUUAACCGUGGACUUGCAGGAUCCACAUAUAGACAUUUUAAAGACUUUUACAGUGUGUUGCCAAAAGGACUCCUUCAUAAAGAUUGUACUGUUUUGCCCUCAGUUUGCACUUUUGCCAGUCAGCGCAGCUAGUGAAAAGAGUAUGCCUAUUUUCCAUGUGCAGUCUCCUGGUUACUAUACCUGGUGCGUGGUCAUGCGUGCAUGUGCGUGUGUAUGUGUGUCGUCAACAGCUUCAAGAACUGCAUAUGGUAUUUCACUGUGCUUAGUUGUUUUGCUGGUAUUAAGCACUGUUCAUAGCCCCCUUUCCCUGUGCCCAUUUCCUGUCUUUUUCCCUGUUGUCAGGAAAAUAUUUCAGCCUCAUUGCAGAAAUAAGUUAACAGAAAAAAAUUAAUGUCACCAGUAAUCAAUCCUAAUGAUUAUCCAUACUUUCCUGAAGCAUUUUCAUCCAUACCACCCAGUAUUUUUCAUGUGAUAUAUAUGUGAAAUUAAAUAAUAUAUUGUUUCAAUAUUUGCUUUUUCACACAUAAAUAUAUAUGAUAGUCAUAUAUGUAUAGAGAUUCUUGAAUUUCCUUUCAUGUCAUUAAAUAUUCUUCUACAAUAAUUUCCUCGUCUGUUUAGUAUUCAACCAUAUGAAUGAGCUUUAUAGAACGUAUACACAUUUAUAUAUGUAAUAUGUGUAUAUAUGUAUUUGUCUUUGUAUUUAAAUGUAGAUAUAGGAAUAUAUUUACUACUUCUUCAUUGUUGAGCAUCUGCAACAUCUGGGUUUUUUCAGUUUUAUUCCUUAUCCAAACCAAAGCAUCCAUGAAUAUCAUAGUGCACAAAUCUUGCUUACAUUCAUGAUUAUGUUUUGAGCAAACAUUUUUAAAUGUAGAAUUGAAGAGUCAAAGGAUGUGAGAUGUAGUAGAAUUUAACAGUCAAAGGAUAUGAGAGGUUUAAAGUCUUUUGUUCAUUGGUUCAUUAGUAGGUGAUCAUCCGUGAAGAUAGUACCAGUUUACCCUUAUACAGUACAGAAAUACUGUGAGUGGACCUGGGCACCUAGACACUUUUCUUGAUCUGACAUUAUAAUAAUUUCUACAUUCUUCUAAUAUUUUAUUGACAUAAUUAGAGAUUUUUUUGUUUUUAUUUUUUAGUUUAAUAAUUAUCUUUAUACAAAAAUACUUUAUCAUAAUAAGACAUUUAAAAAUAUUGAUAAGGAAGUCAAAAUCACUCCCUUAAUAACAACAAGAAAAUCCUUUGAAUCAUGUCAAGCAUAUACAUAAAUAACUCUUCCAAAAAUGUACAAAGGCACUCUCAACUCUUCCACUUAAUAGAAAAAAUACCUUGAAACAUUUUAAGCAUAUAAAUAAAUAACUCUUCCAAACAUGUAAUGGAAAAUGUAUUUUUCAUUGUGGGAUAUUUUUAUCAUAACAGUGUCAUCACUUUUAGAAAUUAUUAAAUAUUCUCCCGUAAUUUUUAUUUUACUUUUGUUUUAUAGAUUAACUGCAACUUCUAAAACCCAACCCCUUUAUGUAUUUUGAAAUGGCUCUGAAUUUUCUUCAGAUUAUCUCCGUGGGGAACACAUUUGUAGAGGAAUGUUCACUGACAUCGAGGAAUAUUUAAUAGCCUUAUAUACUUUGUCAUCUACUGCCAAAUGCUCCUUCCUUAAAGUUUAUUCCCACCAACAGUGUAUGGGAGUGCAUAUUUCCUUAGUUGUAUUAAGUUAGGAUUUUUUAAGUUAUAAGAAAUUGGUUAGGCUUACAGGGAUUUUAAUUAUUUCAUUUUACAAGUCCAUUGUUUGAAAAAUACAUAUUAUAUCUACACAACAACCAUA